Molecule: messenger RNA, 2055 nt
Organism: Dromaius novaehollandiae (emu)
Lineage: Eukaryota; Metazoa; Chordata; Aves; Casuariiformes; Dromaiidae
Gene: SF3B6
Product: splicing factor 3b subunit 6
Exons: 4
Coding region: 132-509 (125 amino acids)
Cellular component (GO): cytoplasm; nucleus
Molecular function (GO): mRNA binding
Source: RefSeq, a predicted model, not a curated record
CAUUUCUCGCGCGCCGCCGCGGGGCAGGCUGGGAUCACAUCCAGGUCGCCGCCGAGGCGAAGGGAGCGUUGCAGCGGCGCCGCCAUCGUCCCGCGUCUCUCCGCAGGCCCCGGCCCCCGCCCGCCGCCGCCAUGGCGAUGCAAGCGGCGAAACGCGCUAACAUUCGGCUGCCUCCAGAAGUUAAUCGUAUCCUGUAUAUCAGGAACUUGCCCUACAAAAUCACAGCAGAGGAAAUGUAUGACAUUUUUGGGAAAUACGGGCCCAUCCGACAAAUCAGAGUUGGGAACACUCCUGAAACGAGAGGAACAGCAUAUGUUGUCUAUGAAGACAUCUUUGAUGCCAAAAAUGCUUGUGAUCACCUGUCAGGAUUCAACGUGUGCAACAGAUACCUUGUUGUUUUGUACUAUAAUGCAAACAGGGCAUUCCAAAAGAUGGAUACAAAGAAGAAAGAAGAACAGCUUAAACUUCUCAAGGAAAAAUACGGAAUUAAUACAGACCCACCAAAAUAAACUCAUCUUUCUCUGGAAAAACUGAUUUUAAGCCUUACCCUUGUGUUCUUGAACUAAACAUAGGGAUUCUCAAUCAAGUCUAACUUUUCUUGUUUUGUUGAUAUGCUCUGACUUGAGUGUUUACAUCUUAACAUUGGAAAUAAAUAAAUGAGGAACAUUACAAAAUCUGCUUUAAGAUAAGUCCCCUUAAAUGGACAUGAUUUCUGCACAUUGUAAGGGUGAACUGGUAAAUGUGGCAUAACCACAGUUGUGUUUCUAGCAGGAUCUUAGAAAAUGGGACCAAGUACGUUGAGUGAUUCCGGCCUACUGAAGUUAUCACCGUUCUCCAGUGCUGAUUUUAAAUACAGCAGCCAGUUAAUACAAAGAGUUAGUUCAAAGGGCUCUGCAUGAACUGUCUACCUAAAGGUGAAUUUCACUUGCCACUUACUAAAAAUGAGGUAUGGCAACUAAACAAAAGUGUCCCUGCCCCAGGGUGGUGGGGGUUUUUCUUUUUUAUUCUUUUUCUUUUUUUAACAAACAAGUAUGGUUUGAUAGUUCCUCACAUCUGUAGUAUUGUACAGAAGUUACUGUGGCAUUCUGCCUCUGGGAGUGUUCGAAGGAGCUUAACUCUGUUACUUGUUUGUUAGGCUGCUUCUUGCUAGAAACAAACAGAACCUGAAUCCAUGUUUAUAACAAAGUUUCUUUUGCAAGCUAUAGGAAAUGAAUGGCCUUUUAAAAUAACUGCUUAGGUGACUUCAGUGAAAGCGUCUUGUUCCCAGUGAUCAGGACAGAAUAGCUGUAGCGAAAUAAUUUUGAUCAAAUAGUGCAUGGCUGCAGGCCUGAUUUCAUGUCAUAAGAGAUUUUUAUUAUGUGUAUCAGGUUUGUGCUGAAGUUAAUAGAAGUAAUAGGAAUACACUUCCUGUCAUUUAAUGUAGAGAACACCUGAGCCAAAGCAAGGCAGUAAUGAUAAUCAUAAUUUUAUAUACCUUAAGGUGAUUGUUUUCUACCCAAUGUUUUUGAACUUUAAUAUAUUUCAUGUACAUGGAUUUUAGAUGUACUAUCUACUGGAGGGGAAACAGACUUAAAACCUUAGGCUCUUUUCUGAAAAUAUCAGCAGUCAUGUCUGGUGAAUAAACACUGGUGUGAAACUGAGUAUGCCUAACUAGUGUAGUCAAAAGUAAGCUCUGCCUCUGCUCUGGAGCAAGCAGAAGUUGUGUGAUUGUUGGUAGGUACCCUGCCUCUGGGGACGCUUUAUUACCUUGGAUUUGAUGUUUAACUUGUGUCCACACAACUCCCAGCCAGUGCAGGACCUGAGCAGAUGGAAGCAUAUUUUGCCUGAGGAGUUGUAAUUUAGGUUUAAAAUUUUUUAGUGUGGUAUAUUGUCAUAACAGAGUACUUUCAAUUCUUAUUCUUAAAUUUUUGUGGAAAAUAUUACUUCAGACAUGCUGUUCUUGUAUUUGUUUAGUAAAAGAAUAAAUAUGCUUGUUCGCAUAGCUGCUUUUUAAUCAAGGCUUGCUUUAUGCAUUGCCAAUUCUGUGUGUAACAUUAAAAAGAAAAAAGUCAUUCA